AGCCGGAUAAUCAUCAAUACUCAAUCAUGAACGCUAAGGUGAUUAUUUUUCUGGCCCUCGCCGGCGUCGCUUUUGGCGUGACGACCGAAGACGCGAAGCAGAAGCGCGACCUUUACAACUACGGCUACCACCCUGCCGCCCUCGACCACUACAACGGCUACCCCUACAACACGUACAACACGUACAACCCCUACGCCUCGUACAACCCUUACGGCCUCGCGUACAACCCUUACAACGGCCUGCCCAACAGGUUCGCCAGCCCCUGGAACUCUGGCGCCGUCGCGCCCCUCGGCGCGCCCUGGGGAGCUGCCGCCCUCGCCGCCCCCGCCAUCAUCCCCUCCACGCGUCCCGCCCUCCUCGGCUGAACACCAAAUUCAGCAAUGAUCGCUGACAAAAGUUUCAUCAACCUCAUAAAUCAUUUGAAUUUCAAAAUGUAUAAAUUAUGAUAUAAAUAAAAAUUAAAAAAAUGAGCACAGUAA
Molecule: messenger RNA, 479 nt
Organism: Neocloeon triangulifer
Lineage: Eukaryota; Metazoa; Arthropoda; Insecta; Ephemeroptera; Baetidae
Exons: 2
Coding region: 27-365 (112 amino acids)
Source: RefSeq, a predicted model, not a curated record